Culex quinquefasciatus (southern house mosquito) is the source of this 1365-nucleotide messenger RNA. RefSeq lists its product as uncharacterized. The record is from RefSeq and is a predicted model, not a curated record. Bases 148 to 1119 code for a protein of 323 amino acids. Gene Ontology annotation, cellular component: transcription regulator complex; nucleus. Lineage: Eukaryota; Metazoa; Arthropoda; Insecta; Diptera; Culicidae. Gene Ontology annotation, biological process: regulation of transcription by RNA polymerase II. The transcript has 2 exons.
AGUUUCUGACAUUUAUGCUGCGAGAGUGUUAUUUGUUUACGUUCGGCGGUGCAUUUUAGUCGGUUCAGUAGCAAAACUAAAUCCAAGUUUUAAUCUGUGAAUUUCACGUGUAAUGUUGCAGGUGAAGUAGUUCGAAACCGGUUAAAAAUGCGUAUGGCGAUCAAUACUCCGGAGGACUCCACCGUGAACGAGCGGUUCAUCAAACUGGUGGAGGAAACUCCGAUCCUGUGGAACCUUCACAUGCCGAUGUACCGGAACCGGGAAAUGAAGGAGCAAAAGUGGGCCGAAGUCGGGGCGCCCUUCAACUUGUCUGGUUCCGAAGCUUACAAAAAGUUUGUUGCCCUCCGGGAAAAGUACAAACGCGAGCAGAAGCUCCGCGAUUCCAAGGGCCUUUCCCAGACCGAAUGUUGGCGGCUGUACGAUAAGUUCAAGUUCUUGGACACGGUAUCGUUCUCGCGGGAUCGUCGGUGGAACAAACCGAAGUUGGUCAUCCAGCAGCGCCAGCACGGCAGCUUUCCGAUGGCCUCUCUGGCAGGGCACAAUUUUGUGUCGAUGAUCAAGAGCGAGUUUCCAGAGUUACAAUCAAACUCAACGGCGACAUCACCCAGCUAUCACAUGUCCGGCGAACCGUCGGAGAAUGAAUCGAACGGUGGCGAACCGUUCCAGGACAAUUCGGAAUAUUUCAACGACUCAAUGACGCACGGCGGCACGUCCGAGGGUGCGGACGGGGCAGAGUUUGGUGAGAGAAGCGAAAGCAUUCCGGAUGUUGCUCCGCAACCGCAAAGUGGUCCGUCACAGGAACAGCAGUUUUUAAACCGAUUGGAGCUCAAAACGAACGCCAUCCUGGAUGAACAACAUAAUCGCAGAAAGGACAGUUGGGCACGGUGUGAAACACUUGGGCACCGUGUUGCGCAAACAAUGUUCGCACUCGAGGAAAACGAUCCGGAUUUGGCGCUCAGGUUCGACAUCAUCAUGAGCGAAGCAAUCACCAGUAUUAAAAAGGACCAGCUGCAGCGGUUGAUGGCCAGGCAGCAGCAGGGCGAGGAACACAGGCGACAGAUGGAACUGCAGAUGAGACUGCAGCAGCAGCAGUCGGAUAGAACUGGGCCAGCCUCGUAGAAGACCCGAAGGUAAGAUUUGUGAUUUAUCUGUUUCAAAAUGACUGAAUUGUACGGCUAAGGAGUUGUGACGAUGCAAGAUAAGGGAGAUGUCUUUCCUGAUUGUUUGUAGUAUUUAUUUGUGACGAUUUAAAAUCACCCUUUCGAUUUCCUAAUGUGCACCUAAAUUCAUCCCGUCGUGCAACGUGGUACGAUUCGAGUAUCUUUUAGUCUUGUAAGCAAAAAAUUAAAUCAUACUAUGCUAAAA